AUGAGCUUUGAUGUGGUGCUGACGCCUGACGAGGGCAUGUACCGGGGAGGGGCAUUUCUUUUUACCUUCACCGUGCCACCAACGUAUCCACACGAUCCACCAAAGGUUAAGUGCCUAACAAAGGUGUACCAUCCCAACAUUGACCUGGAGGGCAACGUCUGCCUCAACAUCCUUAGAGAGGACUGGAAGCCAGUGCUCACCAUCUCUUCCCUCAUAUACGGCCUCAACUUCCUCUUCCUAGCACCAAAUCCGGACGAUCCACUGAACAAGGAGGCGGCAGAGGCCAUGCAGAAUGCGCCGUCUACAUUUGCACGGCACGUUUCUGUGACCAUCACGCGGGGAGGCACCAUCGGAGGGGAGUACUUCCCUCCGGCCAGGGGAACAGCAUCAGGACAUCACCUGUAG
Auxenochlorella protothecoides is the source of this 405-nucleotide messenger RNA. Its product is annotated as NEDD8-conjugating enzyme Ubc12. The coding region runs from base 1 to 405 and encodes 134 amino acids. The transcript has 4 exons. Gene Ontology annotation, molecular function: NEDD8 transferase activity. NCBI's taxonomy places the organism in Eukaryota, Viridiplantae, Chlorophyta, Trebouxiophyceae, Chlorellales, Chlorellaceae. Gene Ontology annotation, cellular component: nucleus. The record is from RefSeq and is a predicted model, not a curated record. Gene Ontology annotation, biological process: protein neddylation.